AUUCAGUCUGCAGACCUGCAGUAACGUCGUGCAGGUCUGUGAAGGCGGUGAAGAGCAGACUCAAACACCUCCAACACCAACGUGCGAACUUCCCGUUUAUCUUCUAUAAUCAUGUCACAAGUGCUGAAGGCUGCUCAGACUCAGAUCACCAUCUGAAAGUCAUCCUAUCAUCGGAUAACCCACCUGAGAGGGGAAAAAAAAGUAAAAUGUCUCUCAGAAGUGCCUUCACACGUCUGCUCACCAGCAGCCAAAAGUGUGUGGCUGUCGCCGCAUCCAGAGCUCAGGGUACAGUGGCUGCAGCACAAAAAGAUGCUGAAGAAACCAAAAACCCAGCAAAGGCUGCCAAGGUGGUGUUCAACUGGCAGGAUGCUCUGGACCUGGAGGGUCAGCUGACAGAGGAAGAGAUCAUGAUCCGAGACACGUUUCGGGAUUACUGCCAGGAAAAACUCAUGCCGCGCAUCCUUAUGGCCAACAGACAUGAAAAUUUUCACCGUGAGAUUGUCUCAGAGAUGGGAGAGUUGGGAGUCCUAGGCCCAACUAUUAAAGGGUACGGCUGUGCAGGUACGAGUUAUGUGGGAUAUGGUUUGAUUGCCAGGGAGGUCGAGAGAGUGGACAGUGGAUAUCGGUCUGUGAUGAGCGUUCAGUCUUCACUGGUCAUGCACCCGAUUAAUGCUUAUGGCACAGAGGCCCAGAAGGAGAAGUACCUGCCCCGACUUGCUCGGGGAGAAAUCGUGGGUUGCUUUGGUUUGACAGAACCGAAUCAUGGCAGUGAUCCCAACAGUAUGGAGACUAAGGCUAAGUACAACCCAUCGAGUGGUACCUACACCAUCAGUGGAGCUAAGACCUGGAUCACAAACUCCCCUAUAGCAGACAUUGCAAUAGUCUGGGCAAAAUGUGAGGAUGGCAGAGUGCAGGGUUUCAUCUUGGAGCGUGGCAUGAAGGGUUUUUCCACCCCCAAGAUUGAGGGCAAAUUCUCCCUGAGGGCGUCAGCCACUGGCAUGAUCCUGAUGGAUGAAGUAGAAGUUCCUAAGGAGAACCUGCUACCCAAUGUUUCUGGUCUUAGCGGUCCUUUUGGCUGUCUGAACAAUGCCCGGUAUGGCAUUGCCUGGGGAGCUCUGGGAGCAGCUGAGUUCUGCUUCCAUGCUGCUCGACAGUACACUCUGGACAGAAUCCAGUUUGGUGUGCCACUGGCCAGGAACCAGCUGAUGCAGAAGAAAAUGGCUGACAUGCUAACAGAGAUCACCAUGGGGCUGCAGUCAUGCCUGCAUCUUGGAAGACUCAUUGAUGAGAAGAAAGCAGCACCAGAGAUGAUCUCCAUGCUGAAGAGGAACAGCUGCGGCAAGGCACUGGAUAUUGCCAGACAGGCCAGGGACAUGCUCGGAGGAAAUGGCAUCUCAGAUGAGUACCACAUCAUCCGUCACGUCAUGAACCUGGAGGCUGUCAACACAUAUGAGGGAACUCAUGACAUUCAUGCCUUGAUCCUGGGCAGAGCGAUCACUGGACUUCAGUCUUUCACUGUGAAAAACUAAACCAUCUCCAUUAUCUUCUUGAAACUGACUUCGCAUGAUGAAUUUUGCAACUGAUUUAACUCUUAUUAGCCUGGUAGGACACAUCACAAAUACUUCAUCACAGAUAUGGUUAAAAUAUACUGAGGGACGCCAUCUAUUACUGCCUCUUUCCGGUGAAUAUUAAAGGCUUCGGGUCCAUUUAUAUAGUAAAAAUACCUCAGAUGUACUCUAAUUGCCAUAAGGCAUGGUGUACUGUAUAGAUAAGCUGGUGUUAUGAGUUGGCAUAUUUUGUGACAAUAUAUGAAAAUAAAUGGCU
Archocentrus centrarchus (flier cichlid) is the source of this 1824-nucleotide messenger RNA. RefSeq names its product glutaryl-CoA dehydrogenase a (gene gcdha). Bases 207 to 1529 code for a protein of 440 amino acids. The transcript is spliced from 13 exons. Gene Ontology annotation, cellular component: mitochondrial inner membrane. Gene Ontology annotation, biological process: fatty-acyl-CoA biosynthetic process; fatty acid beta-oxidation using acyl-CoA dehydrogenase. Lineage: Eukaryota; Metazoa; Chordata; Actinopteri; Cichliformes; Cichlidae. Gene Ontology annotation, molecular function: glutaryl-CoA dehydrogenase activity; fatty-acyl-CoA binding; flavin adenine dinucleotide binding. The record is from RefSeq and is a predicted model, not a curated record.